UCAAUCUCUCCCAGCUCAUAUACCACCGUAAAUUAGGAGUUGUUGAGCUGCACUCACUCAUCACCCGCCAAGUGUAAACAAACCCGGCACUUGGCUGAUCUCUCCGUUGCCAUGCCCCCAUCCCGUCCAAUCCAAAAUCCCAACCCAGACGCGUCUAUGCACAAACACGGCGCGUCUCACCCAAUCGUCCCCAUAUGCAGGCUCUCAUCCCGAACCACCUUUCAAGGCCCUAGUUUGUGUUUACUUCUUUCCUAUUAUGGCCAAGAACCCUGAUACAGGGCCCAUUUAUGGACCGCGGUGACUAUAAUGUUUUGACUUAUCUUGCUCUCGUCUCUUCUCUCUCUCUUCUCUCUCCUCCCAUCGCGUCUCUGUUUGUGUAUCUGUUUGUGCCUCCUUCUUGUUCAUGGUCAUUGCCAUGAAGCAUUUCUUUUCAGCAUAAUUUACGACACUCGACUACUAACAGCAGCAAACUUGUGAUAUAUAUUUACCAAGAGACUUAUACGACUAGCCUCCACCACCGUCCAACAAUGAACGACCUUCCCAGUCCUGCUCCCUCGAGCUCAACUUUCGAUGAUGAGCUCCCAAUAGCUCUCAGACGGGUCCGGAGAAGCUGCUCAAACCAGAAUCUCCUACAAGAUUCUCCUUCCAGAGCUUCCCGCCGAAGCAACCGCGUCUUUGGAAUCGAAACUCCACCAGCAACUCCCCAGCGAAGGAAGAAGCGUGUCAGGUUCUCUGACCCAGGCCCUGCUAUUGCAGCAGCUACUGGCCUGACGCCUUUCAUCAACCGCCACUUCUCGAUUUCCACACCGUCAAGCAAUCGAAGACACUCGGCCCCCAGCCAAUGGAAUCUUGCACAAGAUGAUGCCCCGCUAUCGGGCACUCUGCAGUUUGCACCACUCCGUCAAGUCCUUGAUGGAAGGGUCAAGAGACGCAUACGAAGAAACCGAUUGAGUGAGGAGAUCAACACUAUCGAAUGGGAAAAGAAACAAGAGAAGAAGGCUGAGCGGGGAGAGAUAUCAAGACUACAACAUGCCCUCCGCCAGAAGGAUAUCGAGCUACAAUACCUACGCGAAGAGCAAGAAACUGCAAGUCAACUAGGCGGCGAAGCUCUGACUCCGACUGCUCGAGUACACGACCUCGAAGCACAGGUUGCUGAGCUCAAAGCAGAGUUGGAGAAGAGAGAAGUCUCUGGACAGGAUGACCCCAACUGGACUAUGGCCGCCCGUGACCCAUACGAUGAGGAUGCUUUCAUGCAAGAUUAUGAUAAUGACUUCGAUGACGGGAUGACCGAAAUGAUUAUCAGCACCCCCCUACGCCGCUCCUUCCCUUCACCACCAGCAACAGUCCCCAACACCCCCAGCAAAGGGCCAGUCAACCACAACAUCGGCGUCCAAGCCUCCAUACCCGACCCUUCCAAACAACUCCUAGAACAACAACUCCAAACACUCCAAUCCGAACUCGCCUCUCUCACCAAAACACUCGAGCUCAGCAACACAACCCACGACCGCCUCUCCGCCAAACUCGCCCCCUUCAUAACCCCCAUCGACGCCUGCCCCAACGAAUCCCUCGACUUCGCCCUCGACAGCAUCCUCACCCACCUCGCCCUCGCCCAAUCCUCGGAGCUCGAAUCAACACACCGCUUCACAGCCCUAACCACCGAACUCCACGCCCUCUUCCCCACCACCAGCACCCCCUCCGGCGCCUCCGCCGAAGAAAUCAUCCAAGCCUUGCACUCCCAAUUCCGCGCCGCCCGCCUGGAAUUAGAGUAUCUCCUCCCCGGCGAGCAGCCAGAGGGCUUCGACAACACCGCCCUCCUCUCCAUGCUCCUCGCCCGUCUCCGCCAACUCGUCGACCGUGUAAAGACCCAGGAUGACCACAUAGACCAGUACCACGAGCAAGAACUCUCUCUCCGCUCCCAACUCUCCGCGCGCGUCUCAGCCAUGCAAGGCCUACAAGAGAAACUCGCCAGCGCAGACGUAGUAAUCCGCACCCUCGAGCGCGAAGUCGGCGACAAAGACGCGGGGUUGCGGAAACUCACCACCGCGCUAGAAAGUUACCGCACCGAGGUCUCGAAUCUGGAAACCCUCAUCUCCCGACUGGAUGUUGAGCACACCGCUACGAUCGAAUCGGCGAAACAACAACUCUCCUCCCUCCACGCCGCGGCGGAAUCACGCAUCCAGCAGGAAAUGAACAACGCCUCCACCAUCCAAGGGCAGGCAGAGGAGCGAAUCCGCCAGGAAAUGGAGAAUGCGGCGUCGAUACAAGCAGCCGCGGAGCAGCAAGCUGCGCAGGCGGCGGCGGAGUCGGAGUUACAUGACUCCCUUAUCCGCGAGCUGGAUGCGCGGCUCUCGUGCGCGAUUAUCGCUUCAGACACUCUACGCGCUGAGCUAGAGGAGCUGGCUACCACCCACGCAGCCGAGACAUCCGCCCUCGUCACCGCGGCCUCGGAGCGCGAAAUCUCCCACGCCGAAGAGACGUCCGCCCUCCGCGCCGUCGCCACACAGCGGGAGACAGACCACGGCGCAGCGCUCGCCCUCCGCGACGCGCGCGUGUCGGAGUUACGAGAGGAAGUGGGACGCGUGAAUGUUGCGCUUAGGGGGGCACAUGAGACGAUCGCCAUCCUAGGGAGAAGGGUUAGGGGAUUGGAGAUCGUGGUGGAGGGCGAGAAGAUGAGGGGGAGGGAGGGGGUGGAAAGGAUUAGGGGGGAGUUGAGACGGGUGCUGGAGAUGGGGAAGGGGGGGACGCCUGCUAAGGGGAGGAGUGAGGGGGUUAGGAGGGCGUUGGGUCUUGAUGCUAAUAUUGACGCGGGGGUUGAUGGUGCGGCUGGUGUUGCGGUCAGUGGGGUACCAGAAGGACCAAAGGUGGGAGUAGUAAGACAAGGAGGCCUCUUCGAUAAGGAACUUGCUAGACGCAGAAGUGGGAGUCUUGGCGCUGGAGGGGAGAAGAAGAGACGGAGGUAUGAUUCGGGACUUGGGUUUUUGGAUGAGGAAGAGGAGGGUGAGGGGGGGAUUGGACGGGCGCUGUAGUCAUUCGCUACAAUAUUUUCUUUUGUUUUGUUUAGAG
Molecule: messenger RNA, 3063 nt
Organism: Pseudogymnoascus verrucosus
Lineage: Eukaryota; Fungi; Ascomycota; Leotiomycetes; Thelebolales; Thelebolaceae
Exons: 1
Coding region: 528-3026 (832 amino acids)
Source: RefSeq, a predicted model, not a curated record